AUGCAGCUCACCAGCUUCCUCGCUCUCACCUUCGCCGCCCUGGCCGUCGCCAGCGCCAUCCCAGCCGAGCUCCAAGAACGGCAGUGCGUCAGCGGCCUCAACCGGUGCAACAAGCGGGCCAGCGCCGUCAUCGGCCGCCAGUGCUGCCCCGGCCUGUUCUGCUGCGGCAUCAUCGGGCCCAACAACGUCUGCCAGACGGAAAACACCUGCGGCGAGCCGGCGUAA
Chaetomium fimeti is the source of this 225-nucleotide messenger RNA. RefSeq lists its product as uncharacterized. The coding region runs from base 1 to 225 and encodes 74 amino acids. The record is from RefSeq and is a predicted model, not a curated record. Lineage: Eukaryota; Fungi; Ascomycota; Sordariomycetes; Sordariales; Chaetomiaceae. The transcript has 2 exons.